Molecule: messenger RNA, 1699 nt
Organism: Esox lucius (northern pike)
Lineage: Eukaryota; Metazoa; Chordata; Actinopteri; Esociformes; Esocidae
Gene: p2rx3a
Product: purinergic receptor P2X, ligand-gated ion channel, 3a
Exons: 12
Coding region: 454-1665 (403 amino acids)
Biological process (GO): monoatomic cation transmembrane transport; response to ATP
Cellular component (GO): plasma membrane; nuclear inner membrane
Molecular function (GO): ATP binding; purinergic nucleotide receptor activity; extracellularly ATP-gated monoatomic cation channel activity
Source: RefSeq, a predicted model, not a curated record
UCUGAUAGGCCUGCAGUGAGCAGGAACUACCACUGUCAGAAUGUAUAUAAGAAGAUCUUUGUCAACAAUAGUUAGUUCUCUGCUGACCCUGCGUGGUGUUGCAGUGAACCCAUGUACAUGAAGAUUGCAUUUAUUAUACUUAUUAAAGACUUCGUAAAAUAGCAUUUGUCUCUAGGUUAUAAUUUGUCCUCAACACCAGAUUUGAAUCACGCCCAAACACUUGUUAUUUGGAAGUCAAAGUGGGGGUCCAACGUGAUCAUUCCCAAUGAAUCAGAGAGGGAGAGAAGGACGAGGAGCGGCAAAAAGACAGAGACAUCACACAUAGAGAGACGGGUUUCUAGACGGAAUUACCUGAAGCGCUGAGUGGCAACUAAAGGGACAACAACACUCCGGACAAAACUGAUUUACACACUCGCUGUAUAGCUAUCCCUCACAGGCUUUCCAACUGUCGGUAUGUCUAAGCCAUGGGGCUGGGUCACGGGCUUCUUCACCUAUGAGACCACCAAGUCUGUGGUGGUGAAGAGCUGGUCCGUUGGAAUCAUCAACCGUGUCGUGCAGCUGCUCAUCAUCCUCUACUUUGUAUGUUAUGUUUUUUACCGUGAAAAGGCGUACCAGGUGAGAGACUCCGGGAUCCAGUCAUCUGUCAUGACCAAGGUGAAGGGCUUCGGUUACGUUAACAACCAUGUGAUGGACGUAGCGGACUAUGUUGCCCCUACUCAGGGUUCGGCAGUGUUCUGCAUCAUAACCAAACUGAUCGUCACAGAAAAUCAGUUCCAAGGCCGCUGCCCCGAGGUUGAAAGCAGCUACAAGUGUGACAGUGAUCAAGACUGCAGCAAGCAUUUGGGGAGCUACCUUGGAAAUGGGGUCAUCACUGGUUCCUGCGUGAAGUCUUCUCAGGGAAACCGCUGUGAGAUGGUCGGCUGGUGUCCGGCCGAGGUGGACAAACUCCAAGUGAAACCAAUGAUGGAGGUGGAGAACUUCACCAUCUUCAUCAAGAACAGCAUCCGCUUCCCUAGGUUCAAUGUCACCAGGGGGAAUUUCCCGUCCUCCCUGAAUAAGACGUACAUCAGGAGUUGUAGGUAUGACAGCAGCCACAACCGUCACUGUCCCAUCUUUAAGGUGGGAGAUGUGCUGCGUUACACUGGACAGAACCUCUCUACCAUUGGUCACACGGGCGGAGAGAUUGGGAUCAACAUACAAUGGCUGUGUAAUCUGGAUCUGUCGGAGGAGAGGUGUGAGCCUCACUAUUCCUUCACACGACUGGAUGCUGUGUUUGAGAAGAACAGGGUUUCAAAGGGAUACAACUUUAGGUUUGCCAAAUAUUACAAAUCGGAGAAUGGGACGGAUUUCCGCACUCUUCACAAGGCCUACGCGAUUCGCUUUGAUAUUCUGGUCACUGGCUUAGCAGGGAAGUUUGACCCAAUUCCCACGCUGAUCAACAUAGUGGCGGCUUUCACCUCAGUGGGACUGGGUUCAAUCCUUUGCGAUCUCAUCCUCCUGAACUUCCUGACAGGGGCGGACCAAUACAAGGCCAGGAAAUUUGAGGAGGUGUCUGAAUCACAGAUCAAGAUUUUACUCUCCCAAAAGAGUAUCAGCCAGCAGUCAGUCAAACCAGUGUCAAAUGAUUCAGGUGCUGUUUCCCUCAACCUGGACCAGCAGCUCUGAGUGACAUUCUACAUAAACACCUGAGAUAGAAAAA